GAGUAGCCCAGUAAAACGAACGUUCUAAAAUGAACGCGACCGGCUGCACUGCACGCCAAGCGACUAGCUACUCUAGCUAGGCGCUAAGUAAGCGCGCAAUGCAGCCGGUCGCGUUCAUUCAUCUGAAAACACCGUACCGUCUCUCAACUUUUUAAUGUCAACUCCUUAAAGAGAGGACUUACCGCUGCGAAAACAUCGAGCCUAGCCCUCGGUUAAAAUAGUCGUUAUUUUCAUUUCACAAUGAGAUUGCGCCUGAGCUCAUCUCAGAUUGUAUUUGAUUGAUGUUGAAACCUAGAUAACUGUUGAAAUAGAGAAAAGCUCAUAGAGGAAAAUAGGUAAUGAAAUCAUUCAACCAAAGCAAAGAGAAUGUCUAGAUAAUAAAAAUGCUUAUGUAGUCUAUGACACUUUGUCUAUGUUUAACACGGAAAGAACACGGCGAAGCGUUUUUGGACAAAAAUCUAACGUUUUUGGUUGCUUUGCUUGUUCAAAUUGGACAAAUUGACGAAGAUUUAAACCUUGGACCUCGUUAUUCAAAGACGAAAGUGUUGGAGUAGUGAAGAUGGCAGUGAACGUUUACUCAACGAACGUGACUUCUGAGAAUUUGUCACGACAUGAUAUGUUGGCGUGGGUGAACGACUGCCUGCAGUCGAACUUCGCCAAGAUUGAGGAACUUUGCACAGGCGCUGCUUACUGUCAGUUCAUGGACAUGUUGUUCCCGAACAGUGUGCCCAUGAAAAGAAUUAAGUUCAAAACAAAUCUAGAACAUGAAUACAUACAAAACUUCAAAAUACUACAAGCUGGUUUCAAAAAAAUGGGUGUUGAUAAGAUAGUACCCAUUGACAGACUGGUGAAGGGUCGUUUCCAAGACAAUUUUGAAUUUUUGCAAUGGUUCAAGAAAUUCUUUGAUGCCAACUAUGGAGGCACGGAAUAUGACGCGGUGGCGCAACGCGAGGGUCUGCCUAUGGGCCACGGGGGCGCCUCAGCCCCCAGGGCCGCGGCAGCAGUUGCCAAGAAACCGACGGCGCCUGUCGCUAAAGUCGCAGCUAGACCCCAAUCCAUUGGCAAAGCAAACAGCACAGUAAGAUCUCCACCAGUUAAUUUAGCCAGAAUAAAUCAAAGUGCUAAGGGAGAUUCUAAAGUUAUUGACGAAUUAAAUCAUCAGAUAAAUGAAUUGAAAGCAACAGUUGACGGCCUCGAGAAAGAGAGGGACUUCUAUUUCGGUAAGCUCCGGGAUAUAGAGGUGAUCUGUCAAGAAAUGGAAGAACAGCAGAAUGCUCCAAUUGUUCAGAAGAUUUUGGAUAUCUUAUAUGCAACUGAGGACGGAUUCGCGCCUCCAGAGGAAAUAGACGGCGACAACCCACACCCGCCGGAGGAAGACGAAUAUUGAAUAUCAAUGUAUUUACGCGUAUCAUAGUGCUCUUUGUAUAUUACAUAUAUCAAAUCGAAAUUAUCUCGCUUUACAAUCAUCGACAGUAUCGAGUGCUUAGUAUUUCACAGCCAAUGAGUCGUAUAUUGAAUCAUGUAGGUUAAAUGUUUGGAAACAGUGGCCCUAAAAUGGCUUAAUGUAGCUAAUGUUUACAAAUACCUGCACAUUAGAUGUAAAAUGUAUAAUAAUAAAAUUUUGCAGUUACAAGGCUUGUACACAUUUAUUACAACUAGUUGUUGUAAACAUAAACAUGCAAUUUUACAUUGUAGGUUAUUGUUUCUGAAGAUUAGUUAAAUAAUGCUUAGCUGUUCUUUGUGUGUAUUGUCCUUUUGACUAUUUUUAAAAGUGUUUGAUGUGGAUUCGCGUCUUUUCCUGUUUCAGAUCUACAUCUGGCAAUGGAGAACCCAUUGGACGAUGUAGUUGUGAAACAGGAAAAAACGCUAAUGAUCAAAAUUGUCAUAUGCACACUCUGUAAUUAUUAUUUUAUACAAAUUCACGUGGCUGUGUCAUAACUAAGUGCAUUCCUUCUCAUGGGAGCGUAGUUUCUUGACAGAUAUUCAUUCUUUGCUCUCCAUAUCCUGCUAAAUGAGUAAUUAUAAAGCUACACAUAGAUGCGAUGAAGUUUGACUGUGGAAUUUACGAACGCUGUCUUCAUUUUGGGCCACUGGUGCCUAUAUAAAUGUGCAUUUAAUAGGUUGUUAAAUUAUUGGAAGAGAUUUACUGUUAAUUGUUUAAUUCUGUUAUAAUGAUGACGCAGUUGAAUAAAAUUAUGAUAUUCGGUUCUAAAUUUUACCAUUUUUAAACCGUUAUAAUAACAUGAAUAAUAAUUAGAUCUGAAAAUUACUAACAAAAUUUAACUUGUGAUUACCAUUAUGUGGUUAAAAUGGGUAAUCGCAAAUUGGUUCCAGGUAGUGUGAUAUUUACAUGACCAUUAUUUAGGUUAAUCAAAAUACAAGACUUAAACUUUGAAUUUUGCACUAUUAUAACUAACUUUAAGAGGUGUACUAAUACAUUAUAAUUCAACAUAUUUUUAUUUAGUAGAUUAUUACAUUCUUUAGACGCGUCGAAGAAACUAACGACUUGUUGGCGUAAAAAGAUGUUAUUCGCUGGUUAAGAUAAAUAGAUAAUUAAUUUAUUUACUUUAGCAUUCAUAAAUUGCCUUAACAGCAGAUUAUUAAUUGCCUCUGGUUUUCAGAUUGUGAAUGUCUUAUCGAAUAAAAUAAUAACUUUAUUAAAA
Molecule: messenger RNA, 2663 nt
Organism: Spodoptera frugiperda (fall armyworm)
Lineage: Eukaryota; Metazoa; Arthropoda; Insecta; Lepidoptera; Noctuidae
Gene: Eb1
Product: microtubule-associated protein RP/EB family member 1
Exons: 6
Coding region: 560-1387 (275 amino acids)
Biological process (GO): protein localization to microtubule plus-end; regulation of microtubule polymerization or depolymerization; spindle assembly
Cellular component (GO): microtubule plus-end; spindle midzone; microtubule organizing center
Molecular function (GO): microtubule plus-end binding
Source: RefSeq, a predicted model, not a curated record